AUGGGCAACAUCUGCCACGCAGGCUCGGGUGCCGGCACCAAGGCCAAGACCAAGUCACGUUCAUCGACAGGCAGCUCCAAGGCCGCACCCACAUUCGGCAAGGAUCCGACGCUCAAGCGCGAGGAUUUUAUCUUCUCCAAUAUCCAAACAGCAUCGUUUCUGGCCAAACUCCCUGGCAGUAUCAAUGGCCAGCAGUUCCUCAUUGAGGAGUGCCACAACUGCGAUAUCUUCCUGCUGGACCACUGCACGUCUGUGCAGAUCGACGCCUGCACCAACUGCCGCAUUGUCGUGGGGCCCUGCGAGAGCAGCGUCUUCCUGCGCAACUGCAAACGCUGCACCGUUGUGUGUGCCGUGCAGCAAUUCCGCGCACGCGAUUGCGAGGACGCAUCAGUGUACCUCUACAGCUCCACGGAGCCAAUCAUUGAGACGUCCAGUGGCCUGCGGUUCGCAUGCUUUCCACUCACCUAUUUCUCAUUGCAGGAGCAGUUCCGUCAGGCCAAAUUCUCGCCCUGGAACAACAAAUGGAGCGAGAUUUUCGACUUCACUCCGGAUCACGGCGGGUGGAAGCCACUGCCGAUGCGUCGUCAUGAAUCUCCACUGGCUGAAAUGAUGCAAGACAAAGAAAACAACGGAGCUCGAUCGCUCUGGAAGAUGCCAUCGUGGACGGCAGAGGAAUUGGGUCUUUCGGUGGACUUACCGCAGUUGGUGGUGCCGAUCACCAGUGGGCUUUGUGCCAGGAAGGCCGACGUGCCGACGCUGUUUGUGUGCUUUGCAGUGCCCAACGAAGCUCUCAUGACGAACUUCGUGACCGAGAUGGCAACGAAGAAGAGCGACGACAGUGAUGAGCCUACGCUACUUAUCCGCACCAGGCAAAUGCAGCUCACAAGCGAGCAGGCAGCAGCAUUGUUCCUGGAUAACACUAGUUUGGCUGGGAAAGCAACUGAGGCAGCUAAAAGCACGGCUGGAUCCGUGAUGAUGGAGUUCCAGGGACCACAAUGCUAUUGUCACUGCAAUGAAACGGUACAAGGUGUUCGUUUCGCGUCUGAGGCUGCGGCUAGAAACAAUAUAUUCAUGUCCAAGGAUACCGCGUCUGCAUUGUACGUUUGCACCUUCAGUCGUCUCAACGCCUGA
This is a messenger RNA of Phytophthora infestans T30-4, 1131 nucleotides long. RefSeq names its product XRP2-like protein. NCBI's taxonomy places the organism in Eukaryota, Oomycota, Peronosporomycetes, Peronosporales, Peronosporaceae. The transcript has 6 exons. The record is from RefSeq and is a predicted model, not a curated record. Gene Ontology annotation, biological process: post-Golgi vesicle-mediated transport. Gene Ontology annotation, cellular component: periciliary membrane compartment; cilium. Gene Ontology annotation, molecular function: GTPase activator activity. The coding region runs from base 1 to 1131 and encodes 376 amino acids.